Messenger RNA from Pocillopora verrucosa, 1070 nucleotides. RefSeq names its product phosphoenolpyruvate phosphomutase. Lineage: Eukaryota; Metazoa; Cnidaria; Anthozoa; Scleractinia; Pocilloporidae. The record is from RefSeq and is a predicted model, not a curated record. Gene Ontology annotation, molecular function: phosphoenolpyruvate mutase activity.
UCUCAACUUUCACUGGUGAUUUUCCAUUCGAUUUGUCACAUUAAAAUUAUUCGCUAAAACAAUGUUUCUCCGACAAGCAUACGGCCGACUAUCCAAUGCAUUAUCUCCUAACGUCACAGAAAAACUUGUUGCCCGGUUUAGUUCAUCAACUUCAGCCUCCAAACCCAAGAAAACAACCCAGUUGAGAAAGAUGCUGGAAUCACCAGAACUAGAAUUCAUCAUGGAAGCACACAAUGGAUUGAGUGCUAAAAUUGUACAAGAGGCUGGUUUUAAAGGUGUCUGGGGUAGUGGUUUGUCAAUCUCUGCCCAGCUGGGAGUACGCGAUAGUAACGAAGCAUCUUGGACUCAAGUCAUGGAAGUGAUGGAAUUCAUGAGUGAUGCCACAGACAUCCCAAUAUUACUAGAUGCUGAUACUGGUUAUGGUAACUUCAAUAAUGCUCGACGUUUGGUGACAAAACUUGAACAGAGAGGUAUUGCUGGAGCAUGUAUUGAGGACAAGCUUUUCCCCAAGACGAACUCUUUAUUAGAUGGCAGAGCGCAGCCACUGGCUGAUAUUGAUGAGUUCUGUGCAAAGAUCAAAGCUUGCAAAGAUACACAGACAGACCCAGAUUUUAGUAUUGUUGCAAGAGUUGAAGCUUUUAUUGCUGGGUGGGGCCUUGAUGAAGCUCUCAGAAGAUCAGAAGCCUACCGCAAUGCUGGGGCUGAUGCUAUCUUGAUGCACAGCAAGAAAUCUGAUCCUUCAGACAUUGAGGCUUUCAUGAAAGCUUGGAAAAACCAGGGUCCGGUAGUAAUUGUACCAACCAAGUAUUACACUGUGCCAACAGACCAGUUCAGAGACUGGGGUGUGUCUCUUGUGAUCUGGGCCAAUCACAAUUUGAGGGCAUCAAUAACAGCAAUGCAGAACACCACACAGCAAAUCUACAAAGACCAGUCACUUGUUAAUGUUGAAAAGAAGAUUGCUGCAGUAAAGGAGGUUUUCCGUCUUCAAAAGGAUGAUGAAUUGAAGGAGGCUGAGAAGAAAUAUCUGCCUGAGAAAUAAUAGAAAAAUAAAUCCUGGAGUGAGAAACAGA